UUGACUUUGACAUUAAAAAGUGACAGUACAGUAGAGGUUAGUUUAAAAUUUUAGAUUUUUUAAAAAUACUGGAAUUAAAUAAAAGUAUUCUAUAAAAAUGGCAUCUAAGGAUAUGACUCAGGAAGAAAUAGAAAACUUCGAUUGGAUAGCAUUAAAGAAAGACAUGGAUGCAGUGCUUCCUAGUGAAACACAAGGACAAAAAUUUGUGAGAAAAUUUAAGGAGAACCCUUUUGUGCCAAUUGGUUGUUUGGCCACGGCUGGUGCUUUGACAUAUGGUCUUUGGUGCUUUAGGACUGGACAGAAAAAGAUGUCACAAUAUAUGAUGAGGACCAGAAUUGUUGCCCAAGGAUUCACAGUGGUGGCUUUGAUUGUGGGCAUUGGUAUAUCUGCUCAAAAAAAUAUGAAGAAAGAUGGUUAAUAAUAAAAAUAUUUACCCUAGACCUAUAUAGAAUUGUGUACAUAUUUUUGGUUAGCUAAUAGAAACUUAUUGUUAAUAGUA
This is a messenger RNA of Diabrotica virgifera virgifera (western corn rootworm), 499 nucleotides long. Its product is annotated as HIG1 domain family member 2A. The transcript has 2 exons. The record is from RefSeq and is a predicted model, not a curated record. Gene Ontology annotation, biological process: mitochondrial respirasome assembly. NCBI's taxonomy places the organism in Eukaryota, Metazoa, Arthropoda, Insecta, Coleoptera, Chrysomelidae. Gene Ontology annotation, cellular component: mitochondrion. Bases 98 to 418 code for a protein of 106 amino acids.